Molecule: messenger RNA, 1831 nt
Organism: Scaptodrosophila lebanonensis
Lineage: Eukaryota; Metazoa; Arthropoda; Insecta; Diptera; Drosophilidae
Gene: CCKLR-17D3
Product: gastrin/cholecystokinin type B receptor
Biological process (GO): neuropeptide signaling pathway
Cellular component (GO): membrane
Molecular function (GO): gastrin receptor activity; neuropeptide receptor activity
Source: RefSeq, a predicted model, not a curated record
CAAUAGCAACAAUUCGUAUAAAGUGCGCUCCAUGUACAGCGCCGAGCAAUUUGCGACGGCCGAGGAUGCUGCACAAACGGCAAUGGCAGCUGCGGCUGCCUACAAGGCCCUACUCGCCUUCUAUGCCAACGAGCGACAGGCCGCCAGUCACAUUGUCUCCCUGACUCUGGCGGCAGCAACCACAGGCGCUACAACAGCAGCAACCACCAUUGUGGGAAACAAUAGCAGCAUCAGCAUCAGCAACAACACCAACAACAACCGCAAUGAGUCAAGCUACGACGAUGAUGCACUGGCCACCAAUUUUUAUGUAAACACACACCUCGAUGGCGAACUGAUCACUGAGAGUGUGACCUUGGGCAGCAGCAUGGGCAGCACCUCCUCCUCUGUCGCGUCUGCCAGCUCUGUUUCCAGCUCCACCAGCUCGGCCACGGAGAUGCCCGUCUGGCUGAUACCCAGCUAUAGCAUCAUCUUGCUGUUUGCCGUUGUGGGAAAUCUGCUGGUCAUAUCGACGCUCGUCCAGAAUCGUCGCAUGCGCACCAUCACGAACCUCUUCCUACUCAAUCUGGCCAUCUCGGACAUGCUCCUCGGAGUGCUGUGCAUGCCUGUGACUUUGGUGGGCACACUGCUUCGUAACUUCAUCUUUGGCGAGUUCCUCUGCAAGCUCAUACAGUUUUCCCAGGCUGCAUCCGUCGCCGUUUCUUCCUGGACAUUGGUUGCCAUCUCAUGUGAACGCUAUUAUGCCAUAUGCCACCCGCUGCGCUCGCGUUCCUGGCAGACUAUAAGCCAUGCAUACAAGAUAAUCGGCUUUAUUUGGCUCGGUGGUAUUUUGUGCAUGACACCCAUUGCGGUAUUCAGUCAAUUGAUACCAACAAGUCGACCAGGCUAUUGCAAGUGUCGCGAACAGUGGCCGGAUCAGGGGUACGAGCGCUUCUACAACAUAUUGCUGGACCUAAUUUUGCUGGUGUUGCCGCUGAUGGUGCUCUGUGUGGCCUACAUUUUAAUCACGCGAACACUCUAUGUGGGCAUGGCCAGCAAGAGUGGCGCCACCAAAUCUUUUGGCACCGAUGAUGCCAUCGGCGGCAUCGGCGGCAUCGGCGGUGGUGGCUUCGCUGGUUUGCAGCUGCUGGCUCGCCACAAUGAGGCCAACACAAGUGACCAGGCCAACAGCACACAGGCUGCUUGCAGUGUCGCAGCUGGCAUGGGAGCUGGUGGGGGAGGGGGGGCAAGCUGCAUACUGGUUGUGGGCAGUGCAACAGAUUACGGUGAAAAGGCUAGCGACAACAACAAUGGCGCUACAACGAGUGCUGCAAAUACAACUACAACGACAACAACAACGACGCCCACACAGGCGACACAGACAACGGUGGCAUUGGCCAAGACAUCGCCCAGUCUACGCGUGCAUGAUGCGGCUUUGCGAAGGUCAAAUGAGGCCAAGACUCUGGAAAGCAAGAAACGUGUUGUGAAAAUGCUCUUCGUACUAGUGUUGGAGUUCUUUCUGUGUUGGACGCCCCUGUAUGUGAUCAAUACGCUGGGCAUGUUUAUUGGGCCGGCACUCUACGAGUACAUCGAUUACACCUCCAUCAGCUACCUGCAGCUGUUGGCCUACUCCUCGAGCUGCUGCAAUCCCAUAACCUAUUGUUUCAUGAACGCCAGCUUCCGGCGAGCCUUUGUGGACACCUUCAAGGGCUUACCCUGGCAUCGCCGGUCGCAGCGGUGCCAGUCAUGCUGCAUGUGGCGCUCUCGUUCCCGGCACGAGAUGGUGAGUCUAUCUAUUGGCGCCGGCAACUCGGUGGUGCACACGAAUAGCGCCACAGAUGGACCACGCCUCUGA